Molecule: messenger RNA, 1113 nt
Organism: Parastagonospora nodorum SN15
Lineage: Eukaryota; Fungi; Ascomycota; Dothideomycetes; Pleosporales; Phaeosphaeriaceae
Exons: 5
Coding region: 1-1113 (370 amino acids)
Source: RefSeq, a predicted model, not a curated record
AUGCGUGAGGACUCAGCCCCAAAGCCCGCCGCAGGUUGUGAGCUGAAAGACAACGUCAAGAACUUCACGAAGAAUGCCCGAGACCCUCGAGGAGAAAUGCUCAAUAUCUUGAAAAAGCAUUUACAUCCACCCAAAUGGGUCACUACCGACGAGAACGCUGAAAACGUAAUACAGUCUCUGUCGGAAGUAUUCCUUCACGCGCUUGCUAAGGAAGCCGCUAGUGAUAAAUUGUCCGCUUCUGAGGGUGCUGAUAUUGAAACUCUCCAACGCAACGUCAAUGUGCUUGCUGUCCAAGUUCAGGAUUUUUGGACACAAGACGUACCGCUAUGGCGCUUCUACCCUCUAAUGGUCAGCAAGAGUAGGAUUGGGAAAUCCUUUGGCACAAUGAAUAGUCUGGCCGUCGACCCGAAAGUCCUCAAUUCUUAUGUAUCGACUGAAGGCAAGCAGACCUGCGAAAAGGCCAUCGCCGAUGACUACACCGAGCUAUAUACCGGUGGUUUGACGAUGAAAGUCAGGCAGCUAAGACAGCUUGCGGUGCAACAGAACUAUCAGCACGCAGCAUCAAAGCAAAAUGCAAAACAAAACAAAGCAGGCUCGUUCCUCAGAAACAUUUUUUCCUGCAAGAUUGUCACUGAUGUGGAAUUCUUCAGGGCUCUGCGAAAGCGCUAUAUUGAGUCUGGAAACUGCUACCAGUUCUUCUCGUUCAAAAGACCUGCUGCUUUGCGAUUUGUUGAGGUGAGAAUGCUCAUGGUCCCCUUGAGGACCAUACAUACCACAAAGCUGACUAGCGACAUUCCUCCUGAGUCACGAAAGGACGAGUACGAAUACUUGCCCAUGCCAGCUGAAAUUAUUCCUCCAAUUGGCCCCAACUUGCUGAUGCACUUUUUUAUGAACCCCGAAGAAGCUGUAUCGCACUCCGUCUUGCUUCAAAACAUCCCGAAGCGCAAGAAUGACAAACUUGAGCCCUGCCCCACGGCUGGUAGUAGCACUGGCUGGGGCAUUGACAUUGUCACCUGUGUAGAUGAGUUCAAGCUGUUCGGAGUCGCAUGCUCAGGCACACUGGCGAGCGUAGUGUUUGGAAUAGCUUGGGCUAUAUUCAUGCAUGAUUUGUAG